Molecule: messenger RNA, 2184 nt
Organism: Paramecium tetraurelia
Lineage: Eukaryota; Ciliophora; Oligohymenophorea; Peniculida; Parameciidae
Exons: 5
Source: RefSeq, a predicted model, not a curated record
AUGAAUCAAGCAAAUGAGAAUCAAAUGUAAAAUUAAAGAACCCUAAAUCCAGAAUUGUUUUCUGCCCCUAAAGGUGUCAAGAACUAAAUAAUUGACCCUAUAAUUAAAAUAGAAGAUCAGCUAAAAAAUAUCAAGUUGACAAUCAAUGAGGCUACAUUUUAAGGGAGAGAUACAAAUUAGCUUUAAUAAUAAUAGCAGGACUUGCUUAAUAACUUGGAAGAAAAAUUUUAUCAACUGGAAAUUUGUAUGAAGGAUGUAUUGCUAAAGUUCAUUUCGUAUGAGGGUAAGAUUUUCAUAAGAUUAAAUGAAAAUUAUUAUGGCAACAAUCAAAGAAUCAAAAGUACCAUGUAAGGAUUAGCAGAGAUAUUAAAUUUGCAUUUCUUAGAAAUAAAUACCACUUAAAGAGACCUUGUCAUUACCAAGCACUUAAGACAAGAUGGUCGAUACGAUAUAAACAUAAGAUCGCCUAGAAAUCAAGGGCAUGGACAAUAGAACGCACCCGAAGAGGAAGAGGCUCCUAGGCCUUAACCAAAAGUCAUUGAUAAACUAUUUGAAUAGAUUUAAUAGCCUCUACCACCUGAAAUUAUAAAGGAGAUAUUUGUAUAAAGCGAUCCCGAAAAAUAAUAAUAUAGUAUUAAGGUAAGUUUCAAUAAGCCAGAGGAAUACGGAUGCGAAAUCACUCUUUAUAGGAUAUAUUAAUUAGAUAUAUAUGAUUAAUCAUUGUCUUUGUAACCAGCAAAGAGAGUAGUGCUCGAAUUUCAGAACAACAAAGAGUAAGUUUAAUAGUAAACACUAACCUUUACAAGAAAUCACCCUUUAACUAAAGGCGAAUUACCAUUCAAUGAAAUGGUCUACUUAUCCGUUGAAGCCUAAAAUAAAUAUGGUUGGUCAUCUGAUCAUGAAUUAUGUCCAAUCAAAUUAUAUGUUAAAUAUUCUGAGCCUCUUUCUCUCUAUCUGUAAGGGACUAUUAGUUCUGUCCUAAUCGAGGAUUCAAAUCAAUUUUUAGAACUAUUCUAAAUAAAAUAGAUUGUAAAUGAGGAAGAUAAAAGUUAUCUUAUAAUUGAAGAUUAUAGUUUGGUUUUGCUGGAGAAAUAAUAAAUAAGGAAUGUAUCUAUCAAAAAAGAUACAGUGGCACUGGUGAGUACUAGAUUCCAGGCCUGUUAAUGGGGUAGCAUACUUAAUUUCUAUGAUGAAAACAUUACUUAACAUUUCGAUGUAGAUCCAAUUAAAGAUUUUGAUCUUAGUCCCCCUUAUCACAUUAACACAGAUAGAGCAAUUAGUAAAAUAGCCUGUGGAUUAUACCAUUCAUUGGCACUUACUGUGGAUGGCAAUGUACUUUCUUGGGGAUACAAUAAGCACGGUUAAUUAGGAAAUGGAAUGACCAUUAGUUCUAUGUAGCCUUAACAAAUCUCUUAUUUCAAGAAUAAUUAAAUAUUUGUAGUUGAUAUAUCUGCAGGACAAGAAAUAUCAAUAUGCCGAUCUGAUUUAGGGGACGUGUAUACUUGGGGUAAGAUGCAAAACUUAUUUGGGGACAAUAUUAUCAAGGUGCUAAAUGCUUAGAAAGAGGCCAUUAAUUUAUAAUGUGCUGAUUAAACUAAUAGUUAAUUGGUCCCUAGAAAGAUAAAUCUAAAGGCUAAGUAAAUCUAGGCAGGAUAUUCUUGUUUUGCAGCACUUUCCUUAGAAAACAACCUUUAUAUGUGGGGGUGUAACGAACAUGAAGUCUUUGGGUUUCUGAAAUGCCCAGAGCUCGAUGACUAGAUUAUCAUUCAUUUAUUAGAUCCAAUUAGGAUUAAUAUUGAGAACGAAUAUGAAAUUAAAGAUUUUUAAAUAGGUGCUUAUCAUUGUGUAGUAAGAGUGUUUUGUAAGAGUAAUUAAAGCGAACAAUACCUUUCUUGGGGUUACAACAAAUAUAAUUAAUGUGGACAAUCUGUAAGUAAUAAAAAUUCAGCUAAAUCUUGCAAGAGAAACCAAAUAGAGUAAGUAUAAAAGAUUAAUAAAUAUAGCAUCUUGCCAUAAAAGAAAUUCAAAUCAUAUAGUUGUGGUUUUGAUAGAUCAAUCUUUGCUUCAUUCGACAAUCAUAUUUAUACCUUAUCAAAAAAUGAUACUCAAAACAAUGAUUGUUCUGUUUUCGUAGAAGAAGUUUUGGCUGGAGAUCUAAUAUCCUUGGUAUUGGGAAGGGAAUGA